Messenger RNA from Microtus oregoni (creeping vole), 1647 nucleotides. Its product is annotated as glutathione S-transferase Mu 4-like. The coding region runs from base 169 to 825 and encodes 218 amino acids. The transcript is spliced from 8 exons. Lineage: Eukaryota; Metazoa; Chordata; Mammalia; Rodentia; Cricetidae. Gene Ontology annotation, molecular function: glutathione transferase activity. The record is from RefSeq and is a predicted model, not a curated record. Gene Ontology annotation, biological process: glutathione metabolic process.
UGCUUCCGUAGGGGAAGGCGAAGAGGCCUAGAGCUGGGGGCAAAACCUGUUGGGGAAGGGCCACACCGGGCACCAGCCCCGCCUAGCUAUCAUAGAGGAGAGUAAAGUCAAAGGUGCUCAUCCCGGAGACCAGUGGACUCAAUCCCUGACACCAACAGCACCAGCACCAUGCCGAUGACACUGGGUUACUGGGACAUCCGUGGGCUGGCUCAUGCUAUUCGCCUGCUCCUGGAAUACACAGACACAAGCUAUGAGGAGAAGAGAUACGUCAUGGGCGGCGCUCCUGACUAUGAUAGAAGCCAAUGGCUGAGUGAGAAGUUCAAGCUGGGCCUGGACUUUCCCAAUCUGCCCUACUUAAUUGACGGGCCCCACAAGAUCACCCAGAGCAAUGCCAUCCUGCGCUACAUUGCCCGCAAGCACAACCUGUGUGGAGAGACAGAGGAAGAAAAGAUUCGUGUGGACAUUUUGGAGAACCAGGUUAUGGAUGUCACCAAUCACCUUGCCAGAAUCUGUUACAGCCCAGACUUUGAGAAACUGAAAGGAGAAUACCUGGAGCAGCUCCCUGGGAUGAUGAAGCUCUUCUCACAAUUCCUGGGGAAGCAGACAUGGUUUGUCGGUGAAAAGAUAACUUUUGUGGAUUUCCUUGCUUAUGAUAUCCUGGACCUAAACCGUAUAUUCGAACCUAAGUGUCUGGACGCAUUCCCAAACCUGAAGGACUUCAUGGCCCGCUUUGAGGGACUGAAGAAGAUUUCUGCCUACAUGAAGAGUAGCAGCUUCAUUUCAAGACCUCUGUUUUCAAGAUGGGCCACGUGGGGGAAUAAGUAGAGCCUUAACAGGGCAAGAGGUGGGAUGAGGGACCUGGGGCUCUGGCAACUUUGAGCUUCCUGUAGCCCUGGCACUUCCUUCUUCUUUCUGUCCCCUUACUGACCCCAGAGUGUUUUGGGUCUUCUUUUCUUUCACCCAGUCUUGGCCCUUUCAAGCCCUUUAAAGCCUUAAGUUUCCUUCAGCAAAGUGCCCUUCUAGUGUGGCUGUCUGCACCCACUUGACCGACAGUCUUACCUGUCAGUUGCUGUGAUGUCAUGAAAAGUUGGGACUCAGAGCUCAGCCUGGGCCUUCUAGCGAGCUACUAAUCUAGAGAUGCUGAUGUAUGAGGUCUCUCUGGACUAUGUCAGGUACCACUGUUAGCCCUGGACUACCCUAGCCCUCGGUUGCACUGCCUGCUAUCUCUGCUGCCUCCAAAGACUGCCUCUUGACCUGGCAGAGUUUUGCAAGGAUUCUGGUUGGAUAAGCAGGGGUUGGACUUCCUGAGGCCAUCUGAUAGCCUCUCACCAGGCAGCUGCAGGAGGCUCUGUGGAGCUCAAAGGGAGCCUUUGGGGGUUUGGGAUCGCCUAUGCUCUAGCACUGCUCGGCUUUAUACGGGUCUCAGGGGUGAGGACCCAGGCCUGGGGAGUCUCCAGGAGGAAGCCGGAAUCCUCUCUGCCCCGCAUUAGUAUGGAACAGUAAUAUCCAUGUGUCACCAGGACCCUGUCUCCUCUGUCCCUGAUGCCUCUGGAGUUUCCUGUCUCUGUCACCAGGGAUGGGGACCAACCUGAUUAAUCCCCUAUCUCUGUGAGCCGCUGUGAAAUAAAUUUCUUCAUGCUUUCAUAA